GGACUUGUAGGGCCUCGAGAAGUCACAGUGGAGGGUGACCAGAGGAGGGUUAGGUUGGAGGGUCUUGUACCAUCCACUGUGUAUAUAUUAACACUCGUAGCAGAGAAUAGAGUGGGUCGCAGUCCUCCUUCACCGCCUCUCAGGAUCACCACUCAGGAGGAACCACCGACAGGACAUCCUCAGAAUGUUAAUGUGGUGGCAGUGUCGUCGACGGCGCUACAGGUAACGUGGGAGCCGCCGCCAAUUAACCUGACUCAUGGCACUGUUCUGGGCUAUUACCUGGGCUUCAAGGAUGCCAGUGAGGGGGAGAGUGGGGCGUAUAACUUCACCACAGUGGGCGUGGAGGGGGUGGGCGUGACCACUGCUACCCUGGCAGGUCUACGCCCACACGCUCGCUACGCCGUCGUGUUACAGGCCUUCAACUCCAAGGGCGCCGGACCCGCCUCCCCGCCCGCCCUCGGCACCACCCUGGAGGACAAGCCCAGCGCCCCCCCAGGUCACGUGAAAUGUGAGAGUGUGACGUCAUCAAGCCUUGUAGUGACGUGGUCACCUCCUCCACCACGUCACAGGAAUGGCGUCAUCAAUAACUACCGUCUUGCUUACUCCUACGCCUCCUCCCAUGAAGGAGGAAGGAGCGGCAGUGUGGUGUCAGAGGGCCUGGGGGUGACACUAGCUGGUCUCACACCCUGGACCAACUAUACUGUGACUGUAGGAGCCUCGACCAGGGCAGGGGAGGGCGUCCACUCUCACCCAUUCGUCUGUACCACUGAUCAAGAUUUACCAGAAGCUCCAGCUAGCGUAAAGGCGGUUGUCUCAGGACCUCGGGCGGCAGUAGUGUCCUGGGCCGCCCCUACUCACCCACACGGACGCAUCACCCGCUACACCGUCCACUGGGAACCUGCAGGAGGCCGGGGUGGUGCUCAUAGCCGCCGUGUGGAGCCUCAUCUGACCCACUUGACCUUACAUGACCUCUCUCACACAACACAUCAGGUGUGGGUGACAGCUUCCACUAAGAUGGGAGAAGGACCAGCAAGCAGAAUAACUGUGGUCAAGCCUUCACACACAGUACCUGCGGGCGUGUGGGCGGUGGGCGGGAACCUGACAGCGGCGUGGAAGGAGGAUGUGAGUCUUGCGUGUGGUUCAGUGGGUGUACCUGAGCCUACACUUACCUGGACUCAUCAGAGGAAGCUUAUACCUGCCAAACACGACAGGUUCCGGGUACAGCCUGACGGGACGCUGACGUUAGCUGACAUCCAGAGGAGCGACAGUGGCCACUACUCCUGUACCGCCACCAACCACCACGGCAGUGACGCAGUGACUUACAAUCUAACGGUGUUGGUGCCUCCAUCAUCGCCUUCCCUCCACGUCACCGAGACCACAGCUUCCUCCAUCAGGGUUCAGUGGAGCGUUGAGGAUACCGGGGGGGCGUCUCUACAAGGGGCCACACUCCACUACAGGUCGGCGGGUGGAGAGUGGGUGACGGCGGAGGUGGAUGGUGACCAGAGAUCUUACACAGCCACAGGUCUCCGUUGUGGCACCCUCCACCACUUCUACCUCACCGCCCACAAUCAUAUAGGCAGCAGCAUAGCCUCGUCAACAGAAGCAGCACGAACUAAGGGCCGGCCUCCUGAAGCUCCCCCACAAUUCCAGUUCGUAACCACCAACAGCUCUCAGGCGACGCUGUACCUGGCGCAGUGGGGUGACGGAGGCUGCCCCAUCACCCACUUCAGCGUCCAAUACCGCAAGGACUCAACAAGACACUGGACUACAGUUGGUAGUGAAGUUCCUCCCGCCCGUACCUUCGCUGUGGGCGGGUUGGAUGCGGGCGCCCGUUAUGAGCUAAGGGUGACCGCCCACAAUGCUGCAGGAGCUACACCCGCCCACUACACCGUCACCACACCCGGUAUUGGCCACACAGGUACGGGCGUAGGUGUAGGCGGGAGUGUUUGGGGCAGCACUCCAUCUACCUCCCCAGUGUGGCGUGACCCCCGGGUGCUGGUGCCUGCCACAGUGUCCGCCCUCGCCCUCCUUCUCACCGUCACCACCGUGUGCGUCUGCCUCAGGAAGCGACCCUCAGGUAGCCCAGGGCAGAAGGAGCUGCCUGAUGGAGUGACGGGCGCAGCGGAGGAGAAGACGGCACUACAGGCCCGUGAGGACGUGUACACCACCGUCAGGAGGCCGGCACCUACACCACCCCAGCAGCAGCAAGAUAUCAGAGACAACACAGGGGAAUACAGCGAAGAGGAUCUGUAUCCUUAUGCUACAGCAACCUUCCAGAUGGGUGGAGGUAGCCCGCCACCCCCAGCGCCACCCUCACCACCCACACAUGCCCACCACCCACAACCUCGUAGUCAAAAGGCCUUCACUGCUCUCGUGUACCAAGCACCUUCACUACAUGAUGUGGAUUCCCCCAACUUGAGUGAGAGAGAGAGCCGGGCACCACGAGGAUUUCCUUACGAGGCCUCAGAGACGGAGGAUUACGGCAGCGUCCUGGAGCCCGGGGCCGACCCCCGCUGCCCACCGCACCACCGCCGACCACCGCGUCACCUUAGGACCAGGUCCCCCGCAACGUCCGGCUCCCCUAAGACACGGCGGUCUCAGCAACACACCCUACGACCCACGCGCCACCCCAGGAGUCCGGCUGUGAGUCGACGGCUGAGUGAGGGCAGCAACUCCAUCAGGGACCACACAAGUGACGCCGAGUGUGACCUGCGCUGGUGAGGUCCACCUUGACUCACCUCAACAGGAGCCUUGGGUGAGCACAAGAGUAGUCGAUGUGUUUAGCGCAGCAGAUAAGUGGGGAACACCCCCCCCCCCGACUGAAGCAAGAACCACAACAGCCAUCACAAACAUCAACACUGAAGACCACCAUUGUACGUAACGACCUCCGCAAACAACGGCAACACUUUAAUUGCUGCUUUGCCACAUCAGGUCAGCAUUGUUUUGUUGGCAUUAUAGUUUGAGGUGAGUGUGUGCAUUAGUUUUCUAUGUUUAGUUUGUGUGGUGGACCUUCUGCAGUCCUCGAGGUGUGUAAAUGAGAGAGAGAGAGACAUAACUAGCUCCGGCUUCUGUCAUCGACUAUCUAACAGCUCUGCUCACCCUUAGUUUAUGACGUUGAAUUGAAAUACAGAAUUUCUCAUCGUAACUAAAAAAAAUUAAGGUCUCUGUAUAUGAGAGAAAAACAGGAAUUUAAGACAGUGUUGCGUGGUAUGAUAGUCUUCUAAGCAUCCAGUCAUGAGAGAAUGGUGCAAAUAUGUUAUUUUUUAUAUACUCGUAGAUUAUAUGAAACCAUUUUUGGAGUGAUAAUAGGAGCUCUUGUUGCUUAUAUGCAGUUUUUUUUAUAUGAUUGAGUCUGGAGUGUUCAGUGCCAGGCAGGAGAAAUUAAUUAUUGACAUAAAUCCUUUUAAAUUAUAGUCCUCAGUUUUCAUAAAGGAUAAUGGCCUUUACUUAUAAGUUUCCAUGAAAUUUGUAAAUAAUUAUAUAGGGUUCCCCCAAGCUAAAAGUUGCCUAUCUGUGGGAAUGAACGGCCCCCCACGGUCUUCCUCCCCAAUCACCUCUACCAAGUGUUAUUUGAGAAAGAACUCUCUCCUCACCACUUGUGUUUUUACAGUCGCUUAUCCAUCAGUUUAAUCAAACAUUGUAAUUUUAGGAACGUUAUUCUUAAAAAACAAAACAAUGGGAAGGUCUUUUUGGGAAGUUAAAUCUCCGGUAAAUAAAGACUUGACCGCCAUCACUGUUUCCUCUUCUUAGUGGGUAACACCAGCCAGCUACUUGCCAAGAUAAGCUUAUCAUCAACUCCUUGUAAUUCUCCGUUUAUCCUUAAAGUAAACCGUACGUGAUAGUAACAAAUUUGUUAUUGAGAGAAGUGACUAAUUGUCACACUCAUUGCUCUUCGUUUGACAGCCAAUAACUUUACGAAAGCCAUGACUUCUUGGAGUACACUUUACUGGUCUCAUUAAAUGUUGUAUUAGUACCCUACCCAGCUUUAUGUUGAUGAUUUGAGAACUACCUGUAUCCAAAUUAAAUGAUUAUUAUGUCGGUUAUUAUUUUGGCCGUCCAUAACGGCCGAUUAACGUACUUCUUGAUAGCCGAUUGAAACCCGUGUUUCGUAAGCCAAUGGCACUGAAAUUCAUAUUUUAAAUUAUUUAAUUGAAGAACUGUAUUUGGUGUUGUAAUAACCAAAAUGUCUUUAAGGUGAACUAACUUUGUAUAUCAGUGAUAAGUUCUAUUUACUUCUAUGGAUGUAUACCACCAAAGUCACAAUAUUCCUUUUAAAAUGUUAAUUACCGUCAUUAAUGAUUCUUUUAAGACAACUUAGCGAGGACUGUUCACCACCCUCGAACACUUCUCACAGGCAAAGAUCUGCAACUUCUUGUAAAAUACCACCAGUGUCGUGCCAAUGUUGAUCAAACUCCGAUGAAUUGAGUCAGUCAGUUACUUCCAGUUAUUAUGAAUUCAGGCUUCGCUCAGUUACCGGUUUGUCAGAGGUUGGCCUCAGUAACUUUCAUCAGAUCAAAUAUUAACCACCGAUGACCUUAAAUAUUACCCGCUAAUGACCUAAGUAAAGUAAUAACCAUAAUCCGAGAAUCGUACACUUGUAUCUCUGCCUCGUGAGUGUCUCUGUGAUAAUAUUGUGUGUGUGUGUUAAGUCAUUUUACCUUCCAACAAACAUCUAUGUAAAUUAUAUACAGUGUACUGGUUAUUAUCAGUAUAUAUUAUAUAAAUCGUAUUCCAAAUUAGUUCUGUAUAUAAAUCAAACUUGGCGUUGUUUCUGUAUAAAUGACGUACCCGGUGUUGUUAUGUCUGUACAUUAACUAUAUUUACUGUGUGGUUCAUGGUAAAUGUUAACAGAUGAAUAUUGGUCAAAGGAGAGUCUUGUACACACUCCCGGGACUGAUGACGUAUGUAGAUAUAUUAUUAACUCUCUGAUAUAAUAAGUGUUCAUAUUGUGCAUCAUCUUUCUACAAAUAUCCCAUACAGUACAGUAUUAACUUUUCCGUUUGUAUGCCCUUGAUGUAUUUUCGUAAUAAAUCCAAAAUACAAU
Molecule: messenger RNA, 5044 nt
Organism: Homarus americanus (American lobster)
Lineage: Eukaryota; Metazoa; Arthropoda; Malacostraca; Decapoda; Nephropidae
Product: Down syndrome cell adhesion molecule-like protein Dscam2
Exons: 19
Coding region: 1015-2721 (568 amino acids)
Biological process (GO): cell-cell adhesion
Molecular function (GO): protein binding
Source: RefSeq, a predicted model, not a curated record